GACUUGUCGGCUCCAGUCAGCAGGUGAGUCUCUCGGGUAGUCGGACGCGCUCUGUCGCCGUGAAAAUACUCAAGAAUUUUCCUCCCGCUGUUUUUGCCACAGAAUGAGGGCUUCCAUUAAUCGACCUCCGACGCCCGAAGCCGAGGAUGAUCGAGAUCAGCAGCUUACUUUUCAAGAAACAAUCAAUAUCAAGCUGAUUGAAAGUGGCGAAAAAGAGCGGCUCAAAGAGCUCUUGAGAGAGAGGCUUAUCGAAUGCGGAUGGAAAGAUGAAAUGAAAGCCCUUUGCAGGGCAUAUGUAAGGAAGAAGGGAAGGAACAAUGUCAGUGUCGACGACCUUGUGCAGGUCAUUACUCCAAAAGGCAGAGCCUCAGUUCCCGAUUCAGUGAAAGCUGAGCUGCUGCAGCGGAUCCGAUCUUUCCUAGGAUCAACAGCCAUCUGACGUACACACAAGAUGUACACACAAGAUGAUCGCAAGUAGCCGAAAAGUAUCUUCUUCAUACCCUAAUUAACCUGCUAAAACCAAUUAUUCUACACUAUGUAUGGAACUUGUUUGGACUAAUUACUCAGAAUUAGAUAGCUUCUGUUGGAAAAUCCAAGUCGAGUUCCUUUUUCGGGUUACGGAUUGGAGGAUGUGGUACCAUGUAAACUUCACGGAUUGGAGGAUGUGGUACCAUGUAAACUUCACACGCUGUCAACUGAAUCCUGAUUGGUGGUGUUUUAUUGUAUGAUGCAAGUAGUAAAGCUUGUAGUUUGAGUUGGCAAAUACUCUAGACACUGUUUUACCCAAAAUUUGGUCAGUUGUAACUACUUACUGGGUCUACUUUGAUGUGAUAUUGUAUCUUUCAGACUCCUCCAAUUGUUUAUAGCUGCAACUGCCAAAAUCUUAAUUCUUAUCAACUUCUCUGUUGUGGCUUCCAUAUAAAA
Messenger RNA from Momordica charantia (bitter melon), 924 nucleotides. Its product is annotated as transcription/mRNA export factor. NCBI's taxonomy places the organism in Eukaryota, Viridiplantae, Streptophyta, Magnoliopsida, Cucurbitales, Cucurbitaceae. Gene Ontology annotation, biological process: mRNA export from nucleus; positive regulation of DNA-templated transcription. Gene Ontology annotation, molecular function: transcription coactivator activity. The record is from RefSeq and is a predicted model, not a curated record. Gene Ontology annotation, cellular component: nuclear pore; SAGA complex.